CCUGAUGCUGACAUCAGAGCAGGUGGGGGUGGGGGCUGUAUAAAACCCCUGGGAGGGGGCAGGUGCAACCAGGUCACUUCCACAGGUCAUUUCUGCAGCUUCCACCACAUCAGCGAUGGCUUCUACCGGUCUCCAGAUGCUUGGGAUGGUGCUGGCUCUCAUCGGCUGGAUUGGUGCCAUCAUUGUAUGUGCCCUGCCCAUGUGGAGGGUGACGGCGUUCAUUGGAAGCAACAUUGUGGUGGCGCAGAUCAUCUGGGAAGGAUUGUGGAUGAACUGCAUUGUGCAGAGCACUGGUCAGAUGCAGUGCAAAGUCUAUGACUCCAUGCUGGCGCUGGCCCAGGACCUCCAGGCUGCCCGCGCCCUCUGCGUCAUCUGUAUCCUGGUGGCGCUUGUCGCUCUGCUAAUCGGCAUUAUUGGCGCCAAGUGCACAAACUGUGUAGAGAAUGAGAAGACCAAGGCCCGGAUCUCCAUGGUGUCUGGCAUGGUCUUCAUCGUGGCCGCCAUCCUCCUGUUGAUUCCAGUUUGUUGGUCAGCCAACUCCGUUAUCCGUGACUUCUACAAUCCCCUUGUGACUGAGGCUCAGAAGAGGGAGCUGGGGGCUUCUAUCUAUAUCGGGUGGGCUUCCUCGGCUCUGAUGCUGAUAGGUGGUGCACUUCUCAGCUGCUCAUGCCCCAAGAAAGAUGAUGUCGCUUACUCUGCCCGGUACACCGCCGCCUCCUCUCAACCCCGCAGUGACUACCCCAGCAAGAACUACGUCUGAGAACCGGCGUGGACGGAGGACCCUGCACGUUUAGUAAUGUUCCUCCAGUUAUCGCUCAUGAACUGUAAGGGGGGGGGGGGGCUUCUGUGAUGUGGUGACCCUGUACCGCCCGGUUCUGCUGGGCUUUUUAUAUAAUCUUAUGCCUUGUUAAUAAACUUUCUUUUGUUUUGUA
This is a messenger RNA of Pseudophryne corroboree (corroboree frog), 932 nucleotides long. Its product is annotated as claudin-4-like. NCBI's taxonomy places the organism in Eukaryota, Metazoa, Chordata, Amphibia, Anura, Myobatrachidae. Gene Ontology annotation, biological process: cell adhesion; bicellular tight junction assembly. Gene Ontology annotation, molecular function: structural molecule activity. The transcript is spliced from 2 exons. Gene Ontology annotation, cellular component: bicellular tight junction; plasma membrane. The coding region runs from base 116 to 760 and encodes 214 amino acids. The record is from RefSeq and is a predicted model, not a curated record.